This is a messenger RNA of Arachis duranensis, 1096 nucleotides long. Its product is annotated as chlorophyll a-b binding protein CP26, chloroplastic. The record is from RefSeq and is a predicted model, not a curated record. Gene Ontology annotation, cellular component: chloroplast thylakoid membrane; plastoglobule. Bases 84 to 938 code for a protein of 284 amino acids. NCBI's taxonomy places the organism in Eukaryota, Viridiplantae, Streptophyta, Magnoliopsida, Fabales, Fabaceae. Gene Ontology annotation, biological process: response to light stimulus; photosynthesis, light harvesting in photosystem I. The transcript is spliced from 6 exons.
CCUUACUACUUCCAUUCUUCAAAACUUGUACACAAACAUAACCUUCAUUCCUUCACCUGAGUCUGUUAGAAGCUUCCACAAACAUGGCUUCAAUUGGGGUGUCUGAGAUGCUUGGAAACCCCAUCAAGUUGAGUGGUGCAGCAAGGUCAGCACCAUCAGCUUCUAGCCCUGCCACCUUCAAGACUGUGGCUCUCUUUGGUAAGAAGAAGGCAGCACCACCUCCUCCUUCAAAGAAAGCUGCUGCUGCUGUCACUCCUGCCAAUGAUGAACUCGCCAAGUGGUAUGGUCCUGACAGAAGGAUCUUCUUGCCAGAGGGUCUCUUGGACCGAUCCGAGAUCCCACCAUACUUGACUGGAGAAGUGCCCGGAGACUAUGGUUAUGAUCCUUUUGGUCUCAGCAAGAAGCCAGAGGACUUUGCCAAAUAUCAGGCAUACGAGUUGAUUCACGCAAGAUGGGCAAUGCUUGGUGCUGCUGGAUUCAUCAUUCCUGAGGCCUUCAACAAAUUCGGAGCUAACUGCGGUCCUGAGGCUGUUUGGUUCAAGACCGGAGCUCUUCUUCUCGAUGGUGGAACGCUGAACUACUUUGGGAAGCCGAUCCCCAUCAACCUCAUUGUUGCUGUCGUCGCUGAGAUUGUACUUUUGGGUGGUGCAGAGUACUACAGAAUUAUCAAUGGCCUGGAUUUGGAAGAUAAGCUUCAUCCAGGUGGUCCAUUCGACCCGUUGGGACUUGCAAAGGAUCCGGACCAAGCUGCAUUGUUGAAGGUGAAGGAGAUCAAGAAUGGAAGGCUUGCCAUGUUUGCCAUGCUUGGUUUCUACUUCCAAGCUUACGUCACCGGAGAAGGCCCCGUCGAGAACCUUGCAAAGCAUCUCAGUGACCCCUUUGGCAACAACUUGCUCACUGUCAUUGCUGGUUCUGCUGAGAGAGUUCCAACUCUUUGAAUCAACCAAUUCCAUGUUCUUAUCAUCAAAUGUUAAUUAAGAAAACAUGUACAAUAUGAAGGCAUUAUUAUGAAGGCAUUUUGCUUUUCUUCCUUUGGAAGCAAACUCACUUUUGAUUUAUAGAGCCUUAUUAGUAGUGUGGCCUCUUAAUUCUUCAA